AGCUAUUGAAAAUCAAUACGUUAAGCUUACCAUUAUCUAGACGUAUGCAGUUUCUGUUUUCCAAAUGCUCUAUGGGAAACCGGCCCCCACAAUAUAUAAAACCAAACUUAGCUAACACAACAUUAUAUUCCUUCAUUGUCUACAGUAAGAAGUAGAUAAAAUUUUCCCAUUGCUCUGCAGAAGAGCAAUUAUAGCCUUGAGCUAUGAUGGCAAUCCAAGUUGAGAAAUUCUUCAUUUCUGUGUAUUCAUUUGCCUGUGUACUUUCAAUUACUCUCCUCCUAUGUUGUCAUAUUAUUCCUCUAUGCAGUGGAUCCACACUACUCAAUACGACGUUCAGCAAUUCUCAGCAUGAGUAUUGCAGAGAAGGAUUCAGAUGUAUUAACAGAAGGAUGUUACGACAGUGUGGGGAACAAAAUUCAUAUUUACAAAUAAAUUUGAGCACACAGGGAUCCCUCCUGGACGACCAAUUUGUUACAGUGACCAUCAAUGGCAUGUUGAAUCCCAGUGAUGAUGAUUGGGUUGCCUUAAUUUCGCCUUCAAAUGCCAAAAUAUCUGAUUGCCCUUUGAAAGACGUGCUCUAUGUGGAAACUGGAGAUGUGGCAUCCCAUCCUCUUUUGUGUCAUUACCCUGUGAAGUCCCAGUUCAUGAAGAACGACCCUUCGUAUCUACCAUGCAAUAAAAGCAAGUGCGAGAAGAAAACAGGAAAUGUUUGUACAGUGAAGACCUGCAAUGGAUCUUUAUCAUUUCACAUUGUCAAUAUCCGCACAGAUAUUGAGUUUGUUCUCUUCCGAGGUGGGUAUGACAUUCCCUGCAUCCUCAAGUCUUCACAGCCUCUCAAGUUUUCCAACCCAAAUAUGCCUCUUCAUGCUCAUAUUUCCAGCAUAGAUUCUACAGGGACAACGAUGAAAGUAACAUGGAUCAGUGGAAGCAAUGGCGAUCAAUAUCUACAGUAUGCAUCUGGGAAGACUUCCAAGUCCACUGUUACUACCUUCACUCAAGCUGAUAUGUGUGGUGGUCCUUUAACUCCAAGCCCAGCCACUGAUUUCGGAUGGCACGAUCCUGGAUACAUUCACACGGCCUUGAUGACUGGACUUCUUCCCUCUCAGAAAUAUGUUUACAAAUAUGGAAGUGAUAAUGUGGGCUGGAGUGAUCCUGUACAAUUUUCCACCCCUCCUGCAGCAGGUGCGAGCCACAUAAAAUUUCUUGCAUUUGGGGACAUGGGGAAAGCUCCUCUUGAUGCAUCUGAUGAGCAUUACAUUCAGCCAGGGUCACUAGGAGUUAUAAAGGCCAUGACAGAAGAAGAAAAUGUGGAUUCUAUUUUCCAUAUUGGAGAUAUCAGCUAUGCAACGGGGUUUCUUGUUGAAUGGGACUUCUUCCUCCAUAUGAUCUCUCCACUUGCUUCCCGGGUAUCUUACAUGACUGCCAUUGGCAACCACGAAAGAGAUUUUCCGGGCAGUAACUCGGUAUACGAGUUGACAGACUCUGGAGGAGAAUGUGGUGUUCCUUAUGAAAGAUAUUUUCCUAUGCCAACACAAACAGAGGACAAACCAUGGUACUCAAUUAGUCAAGGGCCAGUGCAUUUCACUGUAAUCUCUACUGAGCAUGACUGGAGUGUAGGUAGUGAACAGUAUGAAUGGAUUGAGCAGGACUUGGCUUCUGUGGACCGCAAGCAAACACCCUGGCUUGUUUUCACAGGACAUCGACCCAUGUAUUCGAGUAUAAAAGAGGGAUUGCUACACAAUAAUGUAGAUGCUAAGUUUGUUGCAGCCAUUGAACCACUUCUUCCCAAGUACCAGGUGGAUUUGGUCCUAUGGGGUCAUGUUCACAACUAUGAGCGUACAUGCUCUGUAUUUCAGAAUACCUGCAAAUCUCUUCCUGAGAAGGACGUGAACGGAUUAGAUACCUACUCUGCCAUCAAUUACAGUGCACCCAUUCAUGUCGUUAUUGGGAUGGCAGGAUUUUCUCUUGAUGAAUUUGAAUCUAACCCAUCAAACUGGAGUUCGGUACGUUUCUCAGAGUUUGGGUAUUCUCGAGUGAAUGCCACGACGGAAGAAUUGCUAUUCGAGUUUGUAAAUUCUGGUACGCGACAAGUGAGAGAUACGUUCAAGAUAACGAAGCAAUAAUCCUCUACAGACGGAUUUUUCCAUUUCUUUGUAGCUUUGAACGACCCUUCCAAGGAGUUCCAAAAAUAACAAUAAAAAUUGCGUAUUGAUCUGAAUUCCAUUGAGUCUAACUUAUCUUGCCGAUUGAACACACAAAUUUCAUCUGAAACUCUCUCCCACACAAAAUCUAGGUGUGCAAGUUAAAUGUGGGUUUAUUUA
Cryptomeria japonica (Japanese cedar) is the source of this 2321-nucleotide messenger RNA. RefSeq names its product probable inactive purple acid phosphatase 27. The coding region runs from base 204 to 2123 and encodes 639 amino acids. The record is from RefSeq and is a predicted model, not a curated record. Gene Ontology annotation, molecular function: acid phosphatase activity; metal ion binding. The transcript has 13 exons. Lineage: Eukaryota; Viridiplantae; Streptophyta; Pinopsida; Cupressales; Cupressaceae.